AUGGCCGUCGGCCCAACCCUAGGAACUGGGCUUUUCCUCGCCGGCGGCCAAGCCUUGGCUGUCGGCGGACCAGCUUCACUCCUCAUUUCAUACAUCUCCCUCUCACUACUUGUUUAUUUCAUGGCAACUAGUGUCGCUGAGGUCGCUACUUACCGUCCCACUCGCCAUGGAGCGAUAAUCAUGCAAGGAUUCCAGUAUUUGAACGAAAGCGUGGGAUUCGCUACUGCCUCUCUUCGCUGGUAUACGAUGGCCAUGUUCGUUCCAUACGAGCUAACCACUGCAAUGGUCAGCGUGGGGCUUUGGAAACCCGGUGGUAAUAUCGCAGUCCACCUUCUACUCGUUACUUUUGCCGUUGUCGGGAUGAAUAUGCUCUCAGAUCGAUUGUUCAAGAGCUUGGAAACACUGCUUUAUCGGAUAAAGAUCGGCACACUGGCGUCUCUUCUCGUCCUUUCGUUAUCCAUCUGCUUAGGAGGAGCCACUGGCUAUGACCAUUGGGGCUUUAAAUACUGGAAGAACCCUGGGGCCCUGAACGAAUAUUUCGCCCAUGGCCCCGUGGGAAAAUUUCUGGGUCUGUUACAGUGCCUUCAUUUGAGUAGUAUCGCUUUCGCCUUUGUACCGGAGCUGGUGGUUCACCGAGUUGAGAUGACCGAGACCGCCGAUCAGCCCGAGAUAACCAACAAUAUGCAGCCAGCGACGAGGUCCAAUAUUCCCAGAAGAGUCCUUAUGGAUGUAUUCCAGACCACGAUUUCCUACACGUUGAGCUCGCUGGCCAUGGGAGUUAUGGCUCCGUAUGACGAUCCUUUACUCACGAACACAGGAGCUGGCGCUGGUUUAUCCCCUUUUGUGAUCGGCAUGUACAGGGCGCGAAUCCGGAUUCUUCCCGUCACGGCGACUCUUGCAAUUCUUCUCUCGUCUUUGACAUCGGCUCAAACUUUCCUGCACAUCGCCUCUCGAUCGCUGUACGCCAUGUCAGAUGCUGGUCAUGUUCCAUCGAUGUUCAAAAUUCGAAACAGUUCGGGUGUUCCCUGGGUUGCUAUUGUUUUUACCGCAACCUUCACCACCCUUGCAUUUUCAUCUAUAGCCACGUCAAGCUCCAUCAUGACGACCUACUUCAUCCUGUUCGUAAAUAGCUCUGCCUAUCUGUCCUGGAUGCUUUCGGCCGUCGUUUACCGACGUUAUCGCCAGCAUUUGCGCCUUCAUGGAGCUACCACUGCGUUCCGGUUCUCUGUACAGCCGUUUGGCACAUAUGCAGGACUAGUCAUCAGUACGCUCCUAUUGCUGUCCAAUGGAUUGAUAUGUGCUGUUCCGGGAAAAGUCAAUGGCCCACGAGCAUCAAGGAUUAUCAUGGCGUACCUCAGCAUACCCCUCUUCUGCUUUUUGUAUCUCAUGCAUCGGUUCGGCGGUUCUAUCUCGUCCCCUUUACAUAGCAAGGAAAACAGCAACAAGGAAGUACCUGAUGUUCCAAUCAUUCCAGUUGCUCCGGCUGGUAAAUAUCAUUCGCGGGAGCGAGAACGAGCACCGCAUGGACGAUCGCAUCAACCACCCACAGUCAUUGAGUUGGAUCAGGUUUGGGAAAUGGCCAGAGAAGAAUGA
Molecule: messenger RNA, 1593 nt
Organism: Penicillium malachiteum
Lineage: Eukaryota; Fungi; Ascomycota; Eurotiomycetes; Eurotiales; Aspergillaceae
Product: putative proline permease
Exons: 1
Coding region: 1-1593 (530 amino acids)
Biological process (GO): amino acid transmembrane transport
Cellular component (GO): membrane
Molecular function (GO): amino acid transmembrane transporter activity
Source: RefSeq, a predicted model, not a curated record